Messenger RNA from Punica granatum (pomegranate), 1760 nucleotides. NCBI's taxonomy places the organism in Eukaryota, Viridiplantae, Streptophyta, Magnoliopsida, Myrtales, Lythraceae. The record is from RefSeq and is a predicted model, not a curated record.
GGCUUCUGGCCAAGCCGUGUGCUAUUGCACUAUAAUCCUUUCUCAUCCAUUUUAUCCUUGCAAAGACGGGUUUUCAUGAUAUUACAAGGAUCAAUGACAAGAUGUUAUUCUUAAACCAUGUGUCGUGCGUGCGAUGAAAAUUGUCACCAUGUUCUGUUGUCGGGUCGGAACGUCUACUUAGCAGCCGCAUUAGCUGUGUCAUUGUGGAGGACUGAUGACCAUGAUUGAUCAUGUAUCAUAUGGGGGAAGUGGAUUUUGGAAAAGAUUACAAUCUCAACAGAAGAUCCUUUAAACAGAAUCUCUCACUUUCAACUUCAACUUGGAUUCUGGGAAGCAUCAGAUGGUGCAUUUAUAUCCCACUUACGAGAUCAAGUCAAGUGAAACUAUCAGCAGUCUCCCUCGGUGCUAGAGCUUCUGUGUUUGUGAAGCACCAACAAUGGAAGCUGCUGCAUUGAGUAGAGGGUUUAUCAUCUUGAUACUGGUAUUGUAUAUCGGGGCGGCAGGUGCAGGGAGGCCCCUUUCUCCUCUGCCAAGCAAAGCUGAUGAUGACGUGAAGAAACCCCUCCAGACUUCCCGGCCAUACAAUUUUGCACAUCGUGGCGCAAAUGGGGAGUUCCCUGAAGAAACGGCCCCUGCAUACAUGAAAGCGAUUAAAGAGGGCGCCGAUUUCAUAGAAGCCGAUAUCCAAGCCACAAAAGACGGGAUCCUGGUAUGUACCCAUGAUGUGAACCUUGAUGACACAACUGAUGUUGCCGAACACAUGGAGUUUGCGGAUCGCAGAACGAUGUAUGAAGUCCAAGGAGUAAAUAUCACCGGGUGGUUUGUUGUUGAUUUUACACUCGAGGAACUGCAAUCACUGAGGGCAAAGCAGAGAUAUGCAUUUCGGGAUCAGCAGUACAAUGGUAAAUUCCCGAUCAUCACAUUCGAAGAGUACAUUUCAAUCGCCUUGGAUGCUGACAGAGUUGUCGGUAUAUAUCCCGAGAUCAAAAAUCCCGUCUUCGUGAACAAGCAUGUGAAAUGGUCAGAUGGAAAGAAGCUCGAGGAUAGAUUUGUAGAGAUGCUACAGAAGUAUGGGUACAGAGGUUCAUACAUGUCCAAAGAAUGGCUUAAACAACCUUGUUUUAUUCAGUCCUUCGCGCCGACUUCACUCAUUUAUAUAUCGAACCUCACCGACUUGCCCAAAAUUUUCCUUAUUGAUGAUGUUACCAUACUCACAGAAGACACCAAUCAGACGUACGCCGAGAUUACCUCAGACAGUUUCCUCAAUCACAUAAAGGAUUAUGUAAUGGGAAUCGGCCCAUGGAAGGACACAGUUGUCCCCCCGAAAGACAAUUAUCUGGAGAGCGCAACUGAUCUUGUUGCCCGAGCCCAUGCUCUUGGGCUGCAGGUGCAUCCUUACACAUUCCGAAAUGAGAAUUCAUUUCUGCACUUCGACUUUCACCAAGACCCAUAUGUCGAGUACGAUUACUGGAUAAAUAAGAUCGGAAUUGAUGGGCUCUUCACAGAUUUCACAGGGAGCCUCCAUAGAUACCAAGAAUGGACCUCUUCAGUCUCCAAGAUGUGAAGAUGAUGCAACAAAGUCGCUUCACUAGGCUGUAUCGAUGGUUUCUCUUUUAAAGGGGCUGCCAUUAAUCCGUUGUUGACAAUUUUAUUAGGAUUUGGUUUGGGCAAUUUAGUUUUUCUCCUUCCGAUAUCAACGUUUCUUUCAUUCGUUACUCCGAAUAACAUUGUUGUUAAGAAAGCGGCUUUUGGUUUGGAUU